AUGGUGAUCCCACUUCGGAGUCACACGGCAACCGACGCCAGAAGAGCCUACCUGGAAUGGAUUCGGUUCAUGGGGGUUCCACAAAGGCUCUACACCGACCUUGGAAAAGAGUUUUGCUCAGCAUUUCAAGAUGGAGCUGAACUGGAUGAAACUUUGGUGGAACCCAGUGCACUAGAAAUGCCCACUCAGAGAUCCAUCACCGAGAGGGCUGGGAAGAACUUCAAGGAGAUCCUGGUGAAAGCAAUGGACAACUAUGCCGUGCAAUCGGACUCGGAAUGGCGAGACUUGGUAGAUAUUGUGAACGUGACGGAGAUCUACAAAUUCAGCGAGCUCAGACGAUGCGAUUGGCUGCUGCGAGAGCAUUCCAUGAAGUCGAAUGCCAACAAGCACUCACCAAUUCACUACAUGCCGGAAGACGAGAAGUCACAGAUUUUGAAGUGGGUCAGACCGUCUUCUUCUGGAGGAAAGCGCCAGGAGAUCAGGCAGACAACCUUCAAGCCAAACGACGUGGCUGAUUGUCCCAUCGACUACAACCGACUCAAGGCACAAAGGAGGACCACUAUGUACUUUGAGGAUGGGACCACACAAGAAAUAGUUGAUGAGUGGCAUGGAGAACCUCUUCUACAAGACCAUCGCUGGAAAGGAAGAACAGAGUUUCAAAUGGAUGAUGACCUACUGCCAUGGGAGAAGACCGAGGCAGAGAAACCACACCAGGAGAAGAUCUACGAAGAUCCCAGCAUGCGAGAAGAGAAGGAAGAACAUGGAACGAAGAGAACAAUGGAAGAUGAUGAAGAAGAAGCCACAGGCUUUGAGAAAAAGGCGAGAAGAGAGGAAGAAGAACAAGCCAAAGAAUCUCGAGGAAUGUCCCGAGCUCUAGAAGAAGCUGAAGAAAGUGACCCUCCUGGACCUGCGAAACGAAAAAGAAUUGACUGGAUAGAGAUGAUGAUGGCGACAUUGACGCCCGAGAUCAAGAAGCAGAAAGGACAAAAAGAAAUAAAACUGAAAGAGCUGUUACAAGAAGACCGGACGAAGUUCUGGAAAGCCAUCAAGAAGGAGGUCGACAACAAUAUACAAACGGGAGCCUAUGAGAUCCUCUCACCAGAAGAGUCAGAGAAGAUUCGACGAGAAGGGCAUCACAUCUUGCAAUCUCGAUACGUACUGGUCGAGAAGCGAAUCGAGCCAGAUGAG
Durusdinium trenchii is the source of this 1188-nucleotide messenger RNA. The record is from the annotation of a GenBank genome assembly. Lineage: Eukaryota; Dinophyceae; Suessiales; Symbiodiniaceae.